This is a messenger RNA of Penicillium subrubescens, 873 nucleotides long. Its product is annotated as tyrosine-protein phosphatase. The coding region runs from base 1 to 873 and encodes 290 amino acids. Gene Ontology annotation, molecular function: phosphoprotein phosphatase activity. Gene Ontology annotation, biological process: dephosphorylation. The transcript has a single exon. The record is from RefSeq and is a predicted model, not a curated record. NCBI's taxonomy places the organism in Eukaryota, Fungi, Ascomycota, Eurotiomycetes, Eurotiales, Aspergillaceae.
AUGCAGCCAUUCAUCUCGGUGGAUGGAGUCGUCAACUUCCGCGAUAUCGGAGGCUAUGUAUGCCGGAAUCCCGCUGGUUUAUCCUCCUUGCCCUCGAAUGUCGACGAAACCCCAGAGAAACAGUGGUGCAUUCGGCCAGGAUUCGUCUUCCGCGCGGCACAGCCAUCCCAAAUCACCCCUGCAGGGAUUGAGAUCCUGAAAAAGACCCUUGCUAUCCAAGCCAUCUUUGACUUUCGGUCAGAGAGUGAGAUUCAGCUUGUGUCUAAGCGCUAUCCAGACUCCCUCCUCGAUAUUCCCGGGACAACUCGCCAUGCAGUACCGGUCUUCCAAGAAGGUGAUUACUCUCCCAUCUCACUGGCAAAACGGUAUGGAGUCACCGCGGACGAAUCCACGAAUGAUCAGUCCUUUAGACCGGGAUUCGUCAAGGCCUACGAGGCCAUUGCGCGCAACGCGGCUCAAGCGGGCAGCUUCCGUGCAAUCAUACAGCACAUUCUGCAGGAUUCGGCCGGCCCGGUACUUUUCCACUGCACGGUGGGCAAGGACCGGACAGGGGUCUUUUCGGCUUUGAUCCUCAAGCUGUGCGGGGUGGCCGAUGAGGACAUUGUCGCUGAUUAUGCACUCACCACGCAAGGCUUAGGUGUGUGGCGGGAGCAUUUGAUUCAACGGCUCUUGCAGAGAGGGGAGGCCACAACCAAGGAACAAGCCGAAGCCAUAAUCAGCAGUGACCCGAGAGACAUGAAGGCGUUUUUGAGCAAUGUAGUGGAAGGGGAAUUUGGAGGUGCUCGGAACUACUUCGUCAACCUCUGCGGACUACCGGAAGGCGAAGUCGAUCGGGUUAUCACCAAGCUUGUGGUACCAAAGACUACUAAAUAG